Messenger RNA from Sparassis crispa, 1305 nucleotides. RefSeq lists its product as hypothetical. NCBI's taxonomy places the organism in Eukaryota, Fungi, Basidiomycota, Agaricomycetes, Polyporales, Sparassidaceae. Gene Ontology annotation, molecular function: zinc ion binding; nucleic acid binding. The transcript has a single exon. Bases 1 to 1305 code for a protein of 434 amino acids. The record is from RefSeq and is a predicted model, not a curated record.
AUGCUGGAUUUUAACUACAUCAACCCGACCGCUCUUCCAGAGCAGUACCGCGAGCACCUCCCAUCCCAAGCAGAGUGGAGCACAGAACGAAACGCACAUUUCAUAGGAGGAAGGCCUGUAUUCAUCAGGCCAGACAAUCACAACUUCGACUACUCCCCAGAGGAAUUUGAAAGGACACUUCCCCAUAAUCUUGGUGGAAUAGUGCUCCAGCACAUCGCAGACAGCGGUAUAACAACCUCCUAUCCAGGAGAAAGACCAGACGCCCCUUGGAACCCCCCUGCCCAGAAUCCUGUACCCCAACCGACUCUUGCACCAAUCGUACCCGAUUACAUACCACCGAUGGCUACAGUUACCAUGGAUGAAGGACGUCACCAUGCUAGCCAGAAGGAACUUGGUUUUAGAAAACCCGAGAUCUUCAACGGUUCAGACCGUUCGAAGCUUAGGGAAUUUAUAAACCAAUGCAAGAACUACAUUGCCGGAAAUAGCCAUGUCUACCAGGAGGACAAUCAGAAGAUCGCAUUCGUGCUAUCGCACAUGCAAGGAGGAACAGCAGGAUCAUGGGCACAGAGCUUCAUAGAAACGGAACUCACCAAUGAUGACUUCCUUUCUUAUGGGAGUUGGAGAGACUUCACUGCAAGUGUGAACAAAGCAUUUGGCGAUGAAAAUAUUGAAGAAACCGCUCGUACCUUGCUGCGUAACAUCAAGCAAGGAACUCGUACUGCGGACGACUACAUUGCCGAAUUCCGAUCACUUGAAUCCAAGGCGAAACUAGAAGAUGCCGGAAAUAUUGAGUAUUUCAAGUGGGGACUUAACGACCCACUCCGACAAAGGAUAUAUGAGAUGGAAAGCAUGCCCAAGACACUUGACAAGUGGUACGAAUACGCCUCGCGGUUUGAUAACCAAUGGAGAUCUGCUCAGAUCUUCAAGCGAGGAGCCACUACGAUGACGCGAGGAAAGGGCCGAUCUGUCCAUCGUCCCUACUACUCGGCUUCUGUCAAUAUCUCGCGCUUAUCCCCAGACGAGCGACAGAAGAGAAUGAAAGAAGGAUUAUGUUUCCUAUGCGGAAAGAAGGGCCAUAUAGCCAACGACAGACAAUUUCACCCCCAGUCUGGAAGUUUCACCCGUGCUAGAACGAUACAGCCCGGGUUAGACACAGACACGAUCACAUGGAUCAAGAAGAUGCGAGAAGACCUCGCACAGAAGAAGGAGACGUCGAAGGAAGAAACCAGAGAGGAACAGAUCGCCUAUGUGCGAAACGUCUUCAACGACAUGACUGACGAAGAACGAACCCAAUUGGGUUUUUGA